Arabidopsis lyrata subsp. lyrata is the source of this 928-nucleotide messenger RNA. RefSeq names its product 1-aminocyclopropane-1-carboxylate oxidase homolog 1. The annotation marks the transcript as partial. The record is from RefSeq and is a predicted model, not a curated record. The transcript is spliced from 5 exons. Lineage: Eukaryota; Viridiplantae; Streptophyta; Magnoliopsida; Brassicales; Brassicaceae.
GGGUUUUACUCUCGAGAUCCAGCUAGUAAGGUGGUAUAUAGCAGUAACUUCGAUCUGUUUAGCUCACCGGCGGCGAAUUGGAGAGAUACACUCGGUUGUUAUACGGCACCAGAUCCUCCCAGACCGGAGGACUUACCCGCCGCUUGUGGGGAGAUGAUGAUUGAGUACUCAAAGGAAGUGAUGAAAUUAGGUAAAUUGCUCUUUGAGCUUCUGUCAGAAGCUCUAGGGUUAAACACUAGUCACCUCAAGGACAUGGAUUGCACCAACUCCUUGCUGUUGCUCGGCCAUUAUUACCCGCCAUGUCCCCAACCCGACCUUACUUUAGGUUUGACCAAACACUUCGACAACUCUUUUCUCACUAUUCUUCUUCAAGACCAUAUCGGAGGGCUUCAAGUUCUCCAUGACCAAUAUUGGGUUGAUGUUCCUCCUGUUCCCGGAGCUCUUGUUGUUAACGUUGGAGAUCUUCUUCAGCAUAUAACAAACGACAAGUUCAAAAGUGUGGAGCAUAGGGUUUUGGCGAAUGUAGCUGGACCAAGAAUUUCAGUGGCUUGUUUCUUCAGUUCGUAUUUGAUGGCGAAUCCUCGAGUUUAUGGACCCAUCAAAGAUAUUUUGUCAGAACAAAAUCCUCCCAAAUAUAGAGACACCACCAUUACGGAGUAUGCAAAGUUCUACAGAUCCAAAGGAUUCGAUGGUACCUCUGGAUUACUCUAUCUCAAGAUCUGAGAAUAUCACUUGUCUAAUAAAGGUGCUUGGGACUUUGAUUUCCUCGCUGUAAUAACUUCUUCUUUAAUAUAUCUCUGUCAAAGCCACUGGGCUAGAACUGUCACAGGCCGUUGUUUUUUCUAUCAUGUAGAGUCACUUAAAAGGAUUCUUCGAAGUUUUAAAAAGGUUUAUCUCCUGGUUAAUUAGAAAAUCAAUAUUCGUUCUA